Messenger RNA from Rotaria socialis, 1098 nucleotides. Lineage: Eukaryota; Metazoa; Rotifera; Eurotatoria; Philodinida; Philodinidae. The record is from the annotation of a GenBank genome assembly.
AUGGAAAGCGACUUGACCAAACGUCGACCUUCAGUAAUACCCGGAUGGUCACCUGUUUUACCUGCUGGAUAUAUACCUGCAAUACCUCCAGUUGAUGACACUGCAAGUGAUACUGAGCAAGAUGCUAAAAAUUCUUCUACAUCUAAUCGUCUAUCACAUUUACCGUCAAUAACAAGUUAUGAAACAAAACCAUAUUUAAGAAUAAAAAAGUUUCAUUUUAAUAAUCAAGCAGCGAUGUCCAUGGCUCAUACACAUGGUAUAUGUGUUUUGAAUACUGAUGAGGAACAAAUCAUAGCUUGCGAUCAUUAUAAUAAUCGCCUACUUAUGUUUGAUUCAAAUACAGAUGGACGUUUAUUAGAAAUAUUUCGUGGUGAUAUGGCAACACCGGAAUGUGUUGCAUCACGACCACAUUAUCAACACCAAAUUUAUAUAACAAAAGCACAUUCAAUUUCUUUAUAUGAUUUAGAAAAAAAGCAAUUUAUACACCAGCUAGGUAGCGAAGAAAGUGGCCAUGCUAAUAAUCGAUUUAAUUCACCAGGUGGUAUGAGCGUUGAUCCGGCCAAUGGAGAAAUAUAUAUGUGUGACACAUGGAAUCAUCGAGUUUGUGUCUUUUCACCAGAUUUUCGUUAUAUUAAUCGUCGAUGGUAUUUAACGCAAUGGCAACUAGAACAUCAUAAAGUCAAACCAAAUUUUCUUGCCGUUAAUGGAACCAAUGAAUGCGUUGUUACAUGUGAUGAUGUACCAAAUUAUCGUGGUGCUGUUUAUGUUUUCGAUAAAAUGGGUUAUAUACAGAAAAUUUACGAUCAAGAAACACGUAAAAAAGCUCCGCAUGUUGAAGUAAAAUUAAAUGUUCCACAUGGCAUAUUACUUGAUGAUGAAGGCAAUUGGUUAACAGUAUGUUAUUCAGAUCUUGAAUCGUGCUGGGUUGAACGACGAUAUAAACCAUAUCAACAUGAUGAACAUGAACUUAUAACUUAUUGGCGAAAUAAAGAAUUAAAAGGACCGAGUGCAUUAGCAAUUAAGCGUGACCAAACAUUAGUCGUUGGUGAUCGGGAUGAAAAUGCAAUUUACCUUUUUAAACAAAUUCAAAGUCAUUGA